Molecule: messenger RNA, 762 nt
Organism: Cotesia congregata
Lineage: Eukaryota; Metazoa; Arthropoda; Insecta; Hymenoptera; Braconidae
Source: the annotation of a GenBank genome assembly
AUGUCGAAGAAAUUAGUUCUCCUGACGAUUUUUUAUUUCGGAAGCUAUGGUAUUUGUUUACCACAAAAUUGUCCGUGUAGUAAAAGUCAAUAUAGUUAUUCGGGUCCGCCUCAGUUGGUGUUAGCGCGACCAUGAGCGAUAAAAUCUGCCUUAGAGUCUCCUAAAGAAGCUGACAAGAAAUUAAAAACAGAUCUUGUAGAUUUGGAAGAAGACAAAAAUUCAAAGGCUCAAAAUAAUAUUAAGCCGAAGGCUGCAACGCCACCUAGGCGGCGAAUUAAAAUAACAAACAUAGAUGACCGGAGUUCUAAUUCUGAAGAAAAAGUAGCGGAGAAGAACAAGGCAGAAACAGAAGAGAGCUUGAGUGAAGAAGUAGAAGAAGAAGAAAAAGAAGAAGAAAAAGAAGAAGAAGAAGAAGAGGAAAGUUCAGAUGACCAAAGAGAAAUUGAUACACUGAAUCUUCUUGGACAGUUAUUCCAAGUGCUGGCUUUACAGUACCAAAAAGUUUUCGGCGAGCAAAAUAACCUGAAUGCAACGAAUUCUUCUUCUGUUAAGUCUGAUGUCGAUGACGAGGAGCAAGAAGAUUAUGGGGAUUAUUCUUAUGAUUCAGUGCCUACGCAGAUUGACACCCCGGAAACGGAGCAAAAGAUUGCGAAGAAAGAAAAAAGAAAAGCUGAGGUACAGAUAAAAGAGAAGGAGAAGGUGACGAAUAAGGUGCAGAGAAUAAAUUAUAAUGGCACAACUACGGCAAAGCCUUCGGAUUGA